This is a messenger RNA of Emiliania huxleyi CCMP1516, 252 nucleotides long. RefSeq lists its product as hypothetical. NCBI's taxonomy places the organism in Eukaryota, Haptophyta, Isochrysidales, Noelaerhabdaceae. The transcript is spliced from 2 exons. The annotation marks the transcript as partial. The record is from RefSeq and is a predicted model, not a curated record.
AUGGAAGAGAUCUUCCCGCUCAUGUCCAAACUGCCAGCAAAGUACGUCAUACCGUACGUGACGCCCUCGUCCGAUCAGGCCAACCGCGGCGACUGCUGGCUGUUUGCCACCGCGGGUAUCCUCGAGUCGUCCUACAUUCACUACGGCGCGACCAACGGCUACCUUGACGGCACCAAGUUCCUCAGGCUGAGCCGGCAGGCGCUGGGGAUUGCGCUGAUGGAGGAGUGCAAAAAGAACCCGACCUCAAUGUGC